AUGGGUGAAUACUCGAAAGCACUGGAAUACUACGAAAAAUCACUCAAAAUCAAAGAAAUAUCUCUGCCUCCGACUCAUCCUGGUUUGGCUGGUAGUUAUUUGUGUUUUGCAGCCUGCUACGAAAAAAUGGGAGAUUAUACGACAGCACUUAAAGCUCUUAAAAAUGCUUAUAAAAUUCAAGAAAAAGCAUUUCAAGAAGGUAAUCAAGUUUUUGCUUCAACAUUCAGUUGGUACGGAAGAGUAUACCGGGAUUUGAAAGAGUACUCAAAGGCACUAGAUUACUAUGAAAAAUGUCUCGCAAUAGAUAGAAAAACUCUACCAGAAAAACAUCCUGAUUUCGGAAUAGAUUACAGUAAUAUAGGUGAUGUUCAUCGACUAAUGGGUGAUUAUGAAAAAGCACUGGCAUUUCAUCAGAAGGCAUUAAAUAUUCAAGAGAAUGUGAAAUGUAAUCCUCUGGAAUGUGCAACAACAUACAUGAAUGUAGGUGAAACUUAUCGUGAAAUGAAAGAUUAUACAACAGCAUUAACAUAUUAUCAAAAAGGAUUAAAAAUACGUGAAGAGAAACUGACAAAAAAUCAUCCUGAUUUAGCUGUAAUAUAUCACAAUAUGUCGAAAUUACAUUUCUCAACUCAAAAAUAUAGUAUGGCAAUGAAAUAUGUUCAACAAGCAGUUGAAAUUGGGCAAGAGAAGUUAUCUUCAACUCAUCCACAUCUCGUAGAAUAUAGAGAAACAUUUGAAAAAAUUCGAAAGAAACAGUAA
Messenger RNA from Rotaria socialis, 759 nucleotides. Lineage: Eukaryota; Metazoa; Rotifera; Eurotatoria; Philodinida; Philodinidae. The record is from the annotation of a GenBank genome assembly.